This is a messenger RNA of Aspergillus tanneri, 1899 nucleotides long. RefSeq lists its product as uncharacterized. Lineage: Eukaryota; Fungi; Ascomycota; Eurotiomycetes; Eurotiales; Aspergillaceae. The transcript has 6 exons. The record is from RefSeq and is a predicted model, not a curated record. Bases 1 to 1899 code for a protein of 632 amino acids.
AUGGCCAACCAAGCCAGCGCUCGACUAAUGGCAGAGCAGCGCCGCUUGAUUGAAGACUAUCGCAUCAGGUUCGAAGGUCCCCUUCUCAGCUCCCAAUGGCCCACGCGGUAUCGUAAGAUUUUUCGGAAGUUCCGUGAAAUUGAAAGCGUAAAAUACGAACAAUACCGAUCAAGCCUAGACUCUUCUCCACAACGAGUCCAGAGAGUUCGAACCUUAAAUCGAGUCCAUACUUUGAUACGAGCGGCCCAGGACUGUCGCAAGUCAUCUCUGCAUGAGGAGCAGUGGCGGAGAUCGACGGAGGCGCACUUGCUGCAGCAUUUUGAUGAGGACAUUGAAUGUCAUUCUUGCAAGAAACCUCUUUGGGUUGCCGAGUUUCCAGCUCUUGGAGAGGCCGAUACAAGGGCACUGUGUUUUUGCAACCCAUUUGAAACGAUCCGUGGUGAGGUGGCGAACGAAUCCCAGCCCUUCGUGACUCGAGUCGGAAUACCAUUCGUGGACCCCUCUGUGCCCAGUGAGAUCGGAGUUAAAAAGCCAGAUACUGUUAUCGGGCUGCGGAGAUGCGCACGGAUAAAGGAUCUCCUCAGAAAGCAUGAAAGUCUACCAUACAGCCCCUAUCAGGAAGAUCGAGGCAUUCUAUUUCCCUUUCUUGUGUUGGAGGCGAAGUCGGAAAUAGGGGGGCCAGGAUUCCACGCCGUCGAGACCCAGACUGCAUUCCCCAUCAGAACCCUUAUCAACCUUCAGAAGACGUUGAGUGAAAGAACUGGAAUUGAGAGAGAUCCAUUGGUGUGGUUUUUAGCUUACCAGGGCGAUGUUUGGAAGUUACAACUUAUUGUUGACUUUAUAUACUACUGGGCGUUAGAUAUAUACAAGGAAGAGAUAAUCAGCUGUCUUUCGUCGAGCGGAACAAGACAUCACGAAUACGAAUCUCCGUCAAUCACUGCGGGUUUAAAUUCCGUUCAUGAUUCGGACAGCUUCACCUAUGUCAAUGGCUCAUUCAUCGAUGGCCAGAACAAUUCAUCCUCGUCCAUUCAAAUUCCAGUCACUGAUGGUGAUGAUACCCUCAACAUCAAAUCAACAUUGUCUAUUUCGUCAGAUGAUGUGACAAUGGGAGGCACUAACCCGGCAUCAGGCAACAUUCUGGCACCUUGGGCGACGGAAGGGCUACUCCAUGAUAUUCGAGACACUUCGGUGAUCCGGAGCGCAGAUAAAGUCUUCUUCACCUUUCAUCAUUUGAUGAUCCCCGAAGCCACAUCGGAUGCUCUCUUGAUUCUCACCUCGAUCGCCUUAAUGGAGAGUCCAGCCGAAACUGCGAAAAGCCUGCUGAAUAAUUUCUGCAUUGAGCAUCCAGUGAUUGUGGACAACGUGUUUCUGUAUCAGAUGGAGGAAAUCUGGACAGGGGCACCUAGUCAGCAUGAUCGGCCUACAGACUGGCAGCUUGUGCGGAGCAUUUCCUGUGUUACGGCAUCCAUACGCGCUAUCAACACAUUGGGCAGCAUUGCAUUCGAUGGAUUCGACUCUAUAAUAACCGAGUCACCAACUCUUACACCGUACCUUACAGCAAACGUAGUGCAGCCACUGCGCACUCUCUUCGGCAUGGAAUCAGCCGCCGCGGCGGCCCAGGCUCUUUCUCUAUGUCUAUAUCAACACAAAGAAGGAAGCAUCCGGUGUGACUGGAAGCAGGCACUGGAGGCCGGAAAAUAUGUAGAUCGAGUCUGGAAGGCGCUGGAUGCUAACACCCCCAGUAUCUCUUUCGAGCACAUGAGGGAGAAAAUUCUACAGGUUCUUUCCAACGGUAGUGUCUAUCAGGUUAGUGGACGUGGGGUGCAGGAGGCCGACCGUGCAGGUAUUAAAGCUUGGGCAGAGAGCCUGGUCGGGGAAGUAGCCACUAAUAUUCUAUGA